This is a messenger RNA of Pseudomassariella vexata, 2349 nucleotides long. RefSeq names its product glycoside hydrolase family 3 protein. Gene Ontology annotation, molecular function: beta-glucosidase activity. The transcript is spliced from 10 exons. NCBI's taxonomy places the organism in Eukaryota, Fungi, Ascomycota, Sordariomycetes, Amphisphaeriales, Pseudomassariaceae. Gene Ontology annotation, biological process: glucan catabolic process. The coding region runs from base 1 to 2349 and encodes 782 amino acids. The record is from RefSeq and is a predicted model, not a curated record.
AUGGUCUCGAUUCUGAGCUGUAUUGUGAUUGGUCUUGCGAGUCAACAAGCUCGCAUCGCUCGCGCGCAGGAUGUCAUCACCUCCGACGACUACUUUUACGGUCAAUCUCCGCCAGUGUAUCCAUCACCUAACGGAACGGGAUUGGGCAACUGGGCCGAUGCCUAUAUCAAGGCACGAAAUUUCGUGUCCCAGCUUACUUUGGAAGAGAAGGUGAACCUGACAGGUGGUGUUUCCGAAACUUCCACUAGUUGCUCCGGGAGCAUAGCGGCCAUACCUCGCCUGAACUUCCCAGGAAUGUGUCUGAGUGAUGCUGGUAAUGGCGUACGCAGUACAGACUUUGUCAGUGGUUGGCCCAGUGGCUUGUCUGUGGGCGCCAGCUGGAACCGGGAUCUUGCGCACGCCCGCGCCGCGGGCAUGACGUCUGAAUUCCGGCGAAAAGGAGUCAAUAUUGCUCUUGGUCCUGUCGUGGGGCCCCUCGGCCGGGUCGCGAUGGGAGGGCGUAACUGGGAAGUAGGAUUCUCGAAUGACCCAUAUCUAUGCGGAGCUUUGGCAUAUGAGACUGUCGUAGGGAUGCAAUCGACAGGUGUAACAGCCAGUGUCAAGCAUUAUAUCGCCAAUGAACAAGAAACGAACCGCAACCCUGAGGCUAGUGUAGGGGCAGUUUCUUCCAACGUUGACGACAAAACCAUGCACGAGCUAUAUCUCUGGCCGUUCCAAGACGCAAUACUCGCGGGCGCCGGCAAUAUCAUGUGUUCAUAUAAUCGAUUGAAUAACUCCCAUGGCUGUGCAAACAGUAAAUCACUGAACGGCAUCUUGAAGACAGAACUCGGAUUUCAGGGUUUCGUCGUGAGUGACUGGGGCGCACAACACGCUGGCGUAGCAACUGCCCAAGCUGGACUAGACAUGGUGAUGCCUCGUGGUUCUGCAUUCUGGGGAAACAACCUGACAUUGGCUGUCAAAAAUGGGUCGUUGUCCGAAACCAGAGUGGACGACAUGACCACAAGAAGAAUCAUUGCGAUGUGGUACCAAUUUGGCCAAGACGAUGCCUUCCCAGAGCCUGGUGUGGGAAUGCCAUCAGAGCUCAGUAGUCCGCACGAGGUCGUUAUCGGCACUAACAGUUCUUACAAGAGAGUUCUGUUCGACGGCGCGGUAGAAGGGCAUGUCCUUUUAAAGAAUAAAGACAAUGCACUUCCACUCAAAACGCCGAGAAUAGUCUCUCUGUUUGGCUACUCGGCUAAGGCUCCAGACCGCUACACCACCGACGAAAAUAUCGGAAAUGAAGCACUUGCACCAGAAGACAUCUCAAUUAUGGAGACUAAGUCAAAUAUCAUCUCCCAAUACGCAUCCAAUGGAACCAUAAUCAGCGGCGGCGGAUCAGGCGCCAACCAAUUUCCUUACAUGAGUUCCCCUUUCGAAGCUCUUAGCCAACGGGCUUACGAAGAUGGAAGUUUUCUCUACUGGGACUUUCACAGCUCCAACCCCACAGUCAAUGCACAGUCAGAUGCAUGCAUAGUUGAUGGAAAUGUUUAUGCAACCGAAGGGCAGGACCGCCCUGGGCUACACGAUGAUUUUACAGAUGGUUUAAUUCUCAAUGUCGCUUCUGUGUGCGCGAACACGAUUGUCGUGUUCCAGAACGCUGGUGUUCGUCUUGUUGACCAAUUCAUUGAUCAUCCUAAUGUUACUGCUCUCAUCUUCGGUCAUGUUCCCGGACAGGACAGUGGCCGAGCCCUCAUCAGCAUCUUAUACGGCGACUCUAACCCCUCCGGAAAACUCCCAUACUCCGUCCCCAAGAACGAAUCUGAUUACGCCGGCCUCGACACCCCGGAUCAACCCGAAGGAAUCUUCGUUAAAUUUCCCCAGUCCAACUUCUCGGAAGGCGUCUACAUUGACUACCGCGCUCUCGACGCCAAGAACAUCACCCCGCGGUACGAGUUCGGAUUCGGGUUAAGCUACACCACGUUUUCCUUCUCGGACAUCAAAACCACACUUAGUAAUAGCAGCACCGCGGCAUACCCCACUCAACCUAUAGCUGUUGGUGGACAGAAGGACCUAUGGGAUAUACUUGCUACUGUCACCGCUACUGUAACGAACAUUGGGGAAAUUACGGGCGCCGAGGUUGCGCAAUUGUACGUGGGUAUUCCCGGUGGUCCCGCACGGCAGCUGAGGGGGUUCGAAAAAGCGACGAUACAGCCCGGUGCAAGUGUUACAGUUAGUUUUAGCCUCACUCGCCGGGACUUGAGCACGUGGGAUGUUGUUGCGCAGAAAUGGUUGCUGCAGCGGGGGACAUACGAGAUUCACGUUGGUUCGAGUAGCAGGAAUCUGCCCCUGACCACGACUUUACAACUAUAA